This is a messenger RNA of Acanthosepion pharaonis, 1062 nucleotides long. Lineage: Eukaryota; Metazoa; Mollusca; Cephalopoda; Sepiida; Sepiidae. The record is from the annotation of a GenBank genome assembly.
AUGGAUAUUAUCUAUCUAUCUAUCUAUCUAUCUAUCUAUCUAUCUAUAUCUAUCUAUCUAUCUAUCUAUCUAUGCCAUUAUGGACAACUUCAUUCAUAUUUCUCAAUAUAUCGGCGUCGAUUUCUAUCUAUCUAUCUAUGUAUAUAUUCCUUUCACUCAGUUCAUUUUCUCUCAAACUCUUCAGGAAGUAGCAAUUGCGACUACUAUAAGAGGAAAAGCGUCUAUCUAUCUAUCUAUCUAUCUAUCUAUCUAUCUAUCUAUCUAUCUAUGUGUUUUUGCAUUUCUUUAUUUUCAUCCUUGUUUAUUCUUUUCCAAUCUUUCUUUCUUUCUUUCUUUCUUUAUUUAUUUAUUUACGUCACCCUUUUUAUUUCUCUUCUUUCUUUUUUCUCUCCUUUCUUUUUUCUCUCCUUUUUUCUUUCUUUCCUUUUCUUUAUUUCUUCCUUCCAUCCUUUUCUUUCUUUUCCCCUUUUUCCUUCCUGCUCUCUUUUUCUUUAUUCCUUCUUUCGUCCCUUGCUAUUUUUUUCUUUCCUCUCUUCUGAUUUUCGUUGUCUUUCUUUUUAUUUCAUUGUUACUUUCUUCUUUUCGGCGUCCAUUUGUUUUUUCUUCUUCCUUUCGUUGUUCUUCUUCCUUUUUUUCUCUCCUAUUUUUCCUUUCCCAAUAAAUGCUAUCCCACAAAUUCACUUUCUUUUUCAGGUGAUUUUUCUUUCUUUCUUUCUUUCUUUCUUUCUUUCUUUUCGGUGUUCUUUUAAUGCUUUUCUUUCCUUUCGUUGUUGUUCUUCCUGCUUUUGGGUUUUGCCACGAGUACCUUUAGGUGUGUCUCUUCGCUGUUUACCAUGUUUUUAUUCCAACAACCUAUAUCCACUUCCCACACAAACUUCAAUAUCGAUAAGGCCUCCUCCUCCUCCUCCUCCUCCUUCUUCUUCUUCUUCUUCUUCUUCUUCUUCUUCUUCUUCUUCUUCUUCUCGUGGAGUGUCUUCAUCCAUUGAGGCUCACCGCCACUUUCUCCUGAAGAACAUUGAUAUUGUCUUCAGAAGAGACCGAUUUGGUAGCAUUUUUCUCUAA